Messenger RNA from Spinacia oleracea (spinach), 1388 nucleotides. RefSeq lists its product as uncharacterized. The transcript is spliced from 2 exons. The coding region runs from base 197 to 1222 and encodes 341 amino acids. The record is from RefSeq and is a predicted model, not a curated record. Gene Ontology annotation, molecular function: nucleic acid binding; zinc ion binding. NCBI's taxonomy places the organism in Eukaryota, Viridiplantae, Streptophyta, Magnoliopsida, Caryophyllales, Amaranthaceae.
CUAUGUAUAUGUAUAUAUUAUGGAUGCCUAAUGAAAUAAGAGAAUAACUGACAAUUUUCUCUCUUCCUCUCUCUCCCUUUCUCUCUACUUUCAUAAUACGUUAUCAGCACCAUUGCUAAUUGUUGAUGAAAAUCAAAGGAAACCGCAAUUGAACAAAGGAGAAAAUAACUACGAGAAUCAUCGUUAUCGCGAAUUUAUGUCAAACCUUGCAAAGCUUGAGAUUGUGGCCCUUGAUAUUACUGGAAAAAACUAUUUGUUAUGGGUGUUAGAUGCUGAAAUACACCUAGAUGCUAAACGGCUUGGUGACACAAUAAAAGAAGGAAAUAAAGCAACAUGUCAAGAUAAAGCUAAAGCUAUGAUAUUUCUUCGCCAUCACCUCCACGAGGGGCUUAAAACUGAGUAUCUGACAGUUAAAGACCCACAAAUCCUUUGGAGUAAUCUAAAGGAAAGGUAUGACCACCAGAAAACUGUGAUAUUGCCAAAGGCUCGUUAUGAUUGGUUGCAUUUGAGAUUACAAGAUUUUAAAUCUGUGAGUGAAUAUAAUUCAGCCAUGUUUAAAAUUACUUCUCAAUUGAAAUUAUGUGGAGAGAAAAUUACCGAUGCAGAUAUGUUAGAAAAAACAUACUCCACUUUUCAUGCAAACAAUGUUGUCCUGCAGACACAGUAUCGAGAAAAAGGUUUUAAAAAAUAUUCUGAAUUGAUAUCUUGUCUUCUUGUGGCUAAACAAAAUAAUGAGCUGUUAAUGAAAAAUCAUGAAGCACGCCCUACUGGCUCAACUCCAUUCCCUAAAGCGAAUGUGAUAUCCCAUAGCGGGAAAAUAUCAAAGAAUAAAGAUCAUGCCAGCAGCAGUGGUCGUGGUCGUGGCCAAUGGCGAGGCCGUGGGCGUCGACGUGGUUUUGGUGGCUAUGGUAGAGGUCGUGGAGGUUAUUACAAGAACUCACAUUCCCACCAGAAGUGGGACCGCAAAGAUGGUAAAGGUGAGAAAGGAAAAAGUGACAAUGUGACUAGUGUUUGUUAUCGUUGUGGAGGAAAAGGCCAUUGGUCACGCGUAUGUCGCACUCCAAAACACCUUGUUGACCUUUAUCAAUCAUCAUUGAAGAAGAAAGGAAAGAAUGUUGAGACCAAUCUUGUAUUUGAAGAUGGCGAAGGUGAUUUUGAGUCUGGUGAUACAACUCACCUAGAAGUUGCAGAUUUCUUUACUUCCCCUGAAGGGAAUAAUUAAGUUUUUAAUAUGUUGUGUUGGAUUUGGUAUAGAAUUGUAGUAUUUUAAUUAUGACAUUAUGUGUUUAAGUUAUGAACUUUGUGAUUGUAUAAUGACUUUAUAUUCUGUGUGUUUUCUAAGAUAUUGUAUUAUUUUGGGUGUUUUAUUUUAUAAUGGUUAUUUUGGA